This is a messenger RNA of Mangifera indica (mango), 1479 nucleotides long. Its product is annotated as 3-hydroxyisobutyryl-CoA hydrolase-like protein 1, mitochondrial. The transcript is spliced from 14 exons. Gene Ontology annotation, biological process: L-valine catabolic process. The record is from RefSeq and is a predicted model, not a curated record. Gene Ontology annotation, molecular function: 3-hydroxyisobutyryl-CoA hydrolase activity. NCBI's taxonomy places the organism in Eukaryota, Viridiplantae, Streptophyta, Magnoliopsida, Sapindales, Anacardiaceae. The coding region runs from base 16 to 1287 and encodes 423 amino acids.
AUAUUAAUUUGUUUAAUGCUACUUGGCAAACUAGUUCUGAUAAGAGCUACUGAGGAGAGACGGAAGAAGAGGAUGCAAAGCUUCAAGGCAUCAAUUGUUAGGCGUUGUGGCUACACUUUACGAGCUCUGACUCAGUACCGGACUCUUUCUUCUCUUCCUGAAAACGUUCUUAAUGAUGAUCUUGACAAUCAGGUUUUAGCGGAAGGUAGAGCUAGUUCUCGAAUGGCGAUUCUUAACAGACCCUCGGUUCUCAAUGCCCUCAACACAAAUAUGGGGGAUAGGUUGAAUAAUCUAUAUACAUUUUGGGAAAAUGAUCCAGAUAUUGGCUUUGUGAUGAUGAAGGGCAGUGGUCGGGCGUUUUGUGCUGGUGGAGAUAUAGUUGCACUCUAUCAUUUGAUUAACCAAGGGAAGCUUGAAGAGAGUAAGAACUUCUUUAGGACACUAUAUAGUUUCAUAUACCUACUAGGCACCUAUUUGAAGCCACAUGUGGCUAUUUUGAAUGGCAUUACUAUGGGCGGCGGGGCUGGAGUUUCCAUACCUGGGACAUUACGGAUUGCCUCUAGUAGAACUGUUUUUGCUACCCCAGAAACUCUAAUUGGUUUUCACCCUGAUGCUGGUGCAUCCUUCUACCUCUCACAUCUACCUGGCCGCUUAGGGGAGUAUUUAGGUCUGACAGGUGAAAAACUCAAUGCAGCAGAAAUGAUGGCUUGUGGACUAGCUACACACUAUUCGCUUAGCGAAAGACUACCAUUAAUUGAAGAAGCACUUGGGAAAUUGGUUACUGAUGACCCUUCUGUCAUUGAAGCAUGCUUGGAAAAGUACUGUGACAUUGUCUACCCAGACCAGAUGAGUGUAUUUCACAGGAUUGAAAUACUUGACAAAUGUUUCAGCCUUGACACAGUAGAAGAAAUUAUUGAUUCUUUGGAACGCGAGGCAGCUGCAACAAAUGCUGCUUGGUGCAGCUCCACUUUAAGAAGACUUAAAGAAGCCUCACCAUUGAGCUUGAAGGUUUCCUUGAGAUCUAUAAGACAAGGUAGAUAUGAGACCUUUGAUCAAAGUUUGGUCCGUGAAUACCGAAUGUCUUUACAAGGAAUAUCUAAGCAAAUUUCUGGUGACUUUUGUGAGGGAGUUCGUGCACGAAUGGUGGAUAAGGACCUUGCCCCAAAGUGGAGUCCCCCAAGUUUAGAACAGGUGUCGGAAGAUAUGGUUGAUUGCUAUUUUUCCUCACUUAGUGAAUCUGAGCCUGAUCUAGAGCUGCCCACGAAACUGCGUGAAGCUUUUAAUUAGUUUCAAAAGCUUAGUGCUGGAUCUUUAGAAUGAUUUGGAAGCCUCACUCUCUUAAAGUACAUACAGGUAUUGUCGUUCAGAUCAGAACAGCAGAAUAAUUUCUAAAAUCAAUUAUUUUCUAGUAGCCAAAUGUUCCUUAGACAAUUUAUUUAUUUAUAGUUAAUAUAAAAACCCAGCACGAUAAUUUAUUAA